Dromiciops gliroides (monito del monte) is the source of this 7899-nucleotide messenger RNA. It is a transcript of the gene PRDM10, whose product is annotated as PR/SET domain 10. Gene Ontology annotation, biological process: regulation of transcription by RNA polymerase II. Bases 331 to 3888 code for a protein of 1185 amino acids. NCBI's taxonomy places the organism in Eukaryota, Metazoa, Chordata, Mammalia, Microbiotheria, Microbiotheriidae. Gene Ontology annotation, molecular function: DNA-binding transcription factor activity, RNA polymerase II-specific; RNA polymerase II transcription regulatory region sequence-specific DNA binding; protein binding. The transcript has 23 exons. The record is from RefSeq and is a predicted model, not a curated record. Gene Ontology annotation, cellular component: nucleus.
GCUGGGGGUUUACAAAGUUCAGCCAAUCACAUCACACCUACACCCGGUUGCCAGGCAGAGUAUGCUAAUGAGCCCCCGCCCGGUCUGCAGCUCCCACUCUGCGGCGGGAAGAACCACCUGGAGGCGGCGGGGGGGGUUUGAUUUCCAUCACCCCUGGGGAGAACGGAUCGGGGACCCACCGGCUAGUUGGCUCCCCUCACCCCACAUCGUGUACACUAAAGGCGGUUCACUGGAUCUUCCAUGAUUUAAAUAUAUGGCACUCAAAUGAGGCUUUUCUGCCUAAUGUCACUCUAGGGGCCAGCUGUCCUAGAGUCACCGAAAAGCAGUGAGAUGGACUCCAAAGCUGAAGGUUCACAGGUGUGGUCUACAUCUGCCGAACAUGAACAGAAUACUGCACAGGUGCACUUUGUUCCUGAAGGUGGAACGGUAGCUCAGAUUGUGUAUGGUGAUGAUCAGGACCGUCCACCCCAGCAGGUGGUCUACACAGCAGAUGGGGCUUCUUAUACUUCAGUGGAUGCCCCUGAGCACACCCUAGUUUAUAUCCAUCCUGUGGAAGCCACACAGACUCUGUUUACAGACCCAGGCCAGGUGACUUAUGUCCAGCAGGAUGCCACAGCUCAGCAGGCCUCAUUGCCAGUCCAUAAUCAGGUGUUACCUCCUAUGGAGGGUGUGGAUGGGUCAGAUCCUUUAGCACCUCUGCAGAACCCCAUGGGUAGACUGGAGGCAAAAGAAGAAGAGGAGGAAGAAGAUGAGGAUGAUGAGGAUGAUGAGGAAGAUGGUGAAGACACAGACAUGGAUGAUUGGGAGCCAGAUCCACCUCGGCCAUUUGAUCCUCAUGAUUUAUGGUGUGAAGAGUGCAAUAAUGCACAUUCUUCAGUAUGCCCAAAACAUGGGCCCUUACAUCCCAUCCCCAAUCGGCCAGUCCUUACCAGAGCAAGAGCCAGUCUGCCUCUGGUACUCUACAUAGACCGAUUCCUAGGAGGAGUGUUUUCCAAAAGGCGUAUUCCCAAACGUACCCAGUUUGGCCCUGUGGAGGGGCCCCUUGUCACACAAUCAGAACUGAAAGACUGUUAUAUUCAUCUAAAGGUUUCUCUUGAGAAAGGGGACAGGAAAGACAGGGACAUGCAUGAAGACCUGUGGUUUGAGUUAUCUGAUGAAGCACUUUGUAACUGGAUGAUGUUUGUACGUCCAGCACAGAAUCACUUGGAGCAGAACCUGGUGGCUUACCAAUAUGGUCACCAUGUUUAUUAUACAACAAUAAAGAAUGUAGAGCCCAAACAGGAGCUCAAGGUGUGGUAUGCUGCAUCCUAUGCUGAAUUUGUAAACCAGAAGAUCCAUGACAUUUCUGAAGAGGAAAGAAAAGUUCUUAGAGAGCAAGAGAAGAACUGGCCUUGUUAUGAAUGUAAUCGUCGAUUCAUAAGUUCUGAGCAACUUCAACAGCACCUCAAUUCCCAUGAUGAGAAGCUGGACUUCUUUAGCAGAGCAAGGGGCAGAGGCAGGGGGAGAGGGAAGAGGAGGUUUGGCCCAGGACGACGGCCAGGUCGGCCUCCAAAAUUCAUGCGCUUGGAAGUGACCAAUGAAAAUGGUGAAAAGUGUGAGGAAGGAACACAGGACUUGCUGCCUUUCUCCAGCAAGGGGCUGGAAAAGUUUGAUGAGGAUGGACAAGCUCCCUUGAAUGGUCUGGACCAGCAGGAACAAACCCCUGUGCCGAUCCCUCAGUUGCCACCCGAAACACAGCCUGCUUUGGAACAUCCACCAGAAACCCACCCAGUGCACCUGCAGCCCCAACAUGAAGAGAGCACCGUGCCCACCCAGAGUACUAUGACAGCUGAUGAUAUGCGUCGAGCCAAACGCAUCCGGUUGGAACUGCAGAAUGCGGCUCUUCAGCAUCUGUUUAUUAGAAAAUCCUUCCGGCCUUUUAAGUGCUUGCAGUGUGGAAAGGCAUUCCGUGAAAAGGAUAAGUUGGAUCAGCACUUGCGCUUCCAUGGAAGGGAAGGAAACUGCCCUUUGACUUGUGACAUUUGCAACAAGGGUUUCAUCAGCAGCGCAUCCCUGGAGAGCCAUAUGAAGUUCCACUCAGACCAGAAGACUUAUUCUUGCAUCUUCUGUCCAGAAUCCUUUGAUCGCUUGGACUUGCUGAAAGAUCACGUAGCUAUUCAUGUCAAUGAUGGCUAUUUCACCUGCCCAACCUGUAAGAAGCGCUUUCCAGAUUUCAUUCAGGUGAAGAAACACGUACGCAGCUUCCACUCAGAAAAGAUUUACCAGUGCACAGAGUGUGACAAGGCCUUCUGCCGUCCUGACAAACUGCGGCUUCACAUGCUCCGACAUUCAGACCGGAAAGAUUUCCUAUGCUCUACCUGUGGAAAGCAAUUUAAGCGAAAAGACAAACUACGGGAGCAUAUGCAAAGGAUGCACAAUCCUGAGAGAGAAGCCAAGAAGGCUGACCGCAUCAGCCGCUCCAAGACCUUCAAGCCUCGAAUUGCCUCCACGGACUAUGACAGCUUCACGUUCAAGUGUCGCUUAUGCAUGAUGGGCUUCCGGAGACGAGGCAUGCUGGUGAACCAUUUAUCAAAGAGGCACCCAGAUAUGAAGAUAGAAGAAGUGCCUGAGUUAACUCUGCCCAUCAUCAAACCCAACCGUGAUUAUUUCUGUCAGUAUUGUGAUAAGGUUUACAAAAGUGCUAGCAAACGGAAAGCCCACAUUUUGAAGAACCAUCCAGGAGCUGAGCUCCCACCAAGCAUCCGGAAACUUCGUCCUGCUGGCCCUGGAGAACCAGACCCUAUGCUGAGCACCCAUACUCAGUUGACUGGCACAAUAGCUACUCCUCCUGUCUGUUGCCCCCACUGCUCCAAGCAGUACAGUAGCAAGACCAAGAUGGUACAGCACAUCAGAAAGAAGCAUCCUGAGUUUGCCCAGCUCCCUAAUACAAUACAUGCUCCACUAACAACAGCUGUAAUCAGUGCCACCCCAGCCGUUUUAACUACCGACAGUGCAACUGGAGAGACUGUAGUGACAACAGACCUGCUGACCCAAGCAAUGACAGAAUUGUCUCAGACGCUUACAACAGAUUAUCGAACCCCACAGGGGGACUACCAGAGAAUUCAGUAUAUCCCUGUGUCACAGUCUACAAGUGGUCUGCAGCAACCUCAACAUAUACAGCUUCAGGUGGUGCAAGUAGCCCAGGCUACUUCACCUCAUCAGUCUCAGCAUUCAACAGUGGAUGUUGGUCAGCUCCAUGACCCUCAGACAUAUACCCAACAUGCUAUUCAGGUGCAGCACAUCCAGGUCGCUGAGCCUACCACCCCAGCUCCAUCUUCAUCCCAGGUAACUUUCUCCAUAUCUACUCACCAGGGUGGUCAAAAUGAAGAUGGCUUCAGAGUCCAUGAAGAGGUGGCUGGUCAGCCAUUGAGUCCAUCUGCCCAGCAGUCUCAGCCAGGGCUUAGCCCCUCUCAUAUGCAAGCCAACUCUUCAGCACAAGGGCAGACUCUCCAGCAGCAGCAACAGCAGAGUUCCUCAGUACAGCACACAUAUCUACCUAAUACCUGGAGCUCCUUCCGUAGCUAUCCAUCUGAGCUCCAAAUGAUGGCCAUUCCUCAGGGUCAGUACGUGAUUGCAGAGACAGCUGUUACCACUCCUGUUACCACUGUGAAUACUGGCCAAGUGAAAGCAGUUACUCAGACUCAUUUUGUGAUAUCAGAAGGUCAGCCAGAAAUAGAAGAAAAACAAACCUCAGCUCUCACCAGUGGAGUCCAGGUGGGCGUUUCGCAGCCAUCUACACAUGCUGAUGCCUUGGAGAGCCAAACGACUAACCCACCACAAACCACCCAGUACAUCAUCACGACCACCAAUGGGAAUGGAAACAGUGAAGUGCAUAUUACUAAAACUUAACCUUUGUCCCUGGAGUUGGAAUCAAGCAGUCCCAUUGUGUCUCCUGACUACCACUUAGCAAAUCUCAAACUUGGAAUUCUUUUUAAUUUAUUAUUUGCUCCAGAGUUUUGAAGCUAAAAGUUUUGAAGUUCUUGCUAGGAGGUUGACUUUAUAGCUGCAGUAAUCACAAAAAAAGAUUUGACUCUUAGGACUCCAUAGACAUACCGCCACGUAUGUAAUAGGCCAAGCGUUUCAGGGAAACUGUUCAGAGCAAAGGAGUUUUGCAGCAGGAGAAAAUACAGAAACUUUUGGCUUGUUUCUGAGUUGCUUUUGACAUACUUAACAAGCCUUACUUUUCCUUUGUGGAAGUACUUAAAUAGUAUAUUUAUUGUAUUCAUACCAAAGGGGGAAAAAUCCUGCCACGUUAAUGACUGUUGGCAGAACAUGCCCUGUAUCUUCCCAGCAUUGAUGCUACAAGACAAGGGGCAUUUUGCAGACUUGUUAGAGGUCAGAGCUGCUUCAUCUUCUGGUUUCAAGUCCUCUUCAUGCUGUAAACAAGGGAUCCUAGUAAGCAGCAGAAAUCAAUUGGUGAGCACUCCUGGCUAAUUGGUGGAAGUACAGAAAGACUUGACAGUAGAACCUUGAAGAAACUCUCGUUUUAAUUAUUCUCCUGACCGUCUUUUUUCACUUCCCCUUUGAAAACCAUUGGCUUGUUGGCAGUGUUCCACCUAGCCUGGAUUAUCCCAGUUUAGCUGACUGGGGACCAUAGUCUGCCCUGGUGGUACUAAGCCCCUCUUCUACCUGGCAUCAGGACAGUUGUCUUAUUGCCAGGAAAGUGGGUUUCCUGGAAAAAUAAAGUCCAGUAGUAGUACUUUAACCCUACAGAAGUGCUUUGCCUUCCAUUCUACAGUUGUGGUUGUAUCAGGAAGGGAGCAAAGAUAAAGGCAGAAUUGUCAAAAACUCUUGGAUGGUUUUAAAGUGAUUUCAGUGCCUUUUCAGUGCCCAUCAGGAUCCAUUUCCUGGUCAUUGGUGAAGGAUGGAUUCUUUCUUUCCUCAUCCCAGCUGUACAAUCAACUAGCCGCUCACAGAAAUGCAUCGUGUUUUCAUUCUUUUUAGUGCUGUCCUAAAACGAACAUUCAUUCGGGAAGGUUGGAGGGAACGUUGGCCGUCCUUAUUUCCUACACAUUUCACUUUCAAUUUAUUGUCAUUCUUCUGGACCUUUUUAUUGAAUGACCAACUUUGGACUCAGGAAAAGUAACAAAUGUCAGGGGACCACUAGUAAUAAAGACAUUAAGGUAAUCAGCAGGAAACACUUGAUCACCUGAUGUUUGCGUAUAGACUAAACUGUUAUUUUUGACAUGGGAGGAAAAAAUAAAAACGAAACCUGUGUCUUGAUGACAGUUUUUCUUGCAUUUGCUCCUGUUCAGGAGUCUUACUUGGGGUUAAAUAGAAUAUGAAAUUGAUAGGGAAGGGUGAUUUUAUUUUAAAAAGUCAUUCCAGGAAUUGUAUGUAUAAAUCUAUUUCUGAAAUCAGAAUGUCUUAGCAGUCCUUUGCGACACAACUACUGACAGAUUUUUGUGAAUAAUUAUCCUUCAGUAGACCCUAUAUUACUUUCCACAACAGAGAAGUUAUACUUUAAAAUGGAGGUAAUUAAAUGAAGUUGCAAUUUGGUUAAUUUCCUGUGACAUCUUGGGUAUGUCUGGCACUACAAAUUGUUAGUAAACUUAGCAGCUAUUUUGCUUAGGUCAAAUUAUUUGGUGCCAAGGAAACCUGGAUAACAGACAAUUUGGUCAUAUUUUCAAAUAACCUUGCAAACAUGUAGAUUUAUACUUACUCAGUAGAAUUAUUCCUGAAAGCUUGGUAUGCUGAGGAUUUGGUAAAUUUGUAGUAAUAGGAAGUCCAAGGUUUCUGAGAAUACCAGAGGUACAGUAUUAGUCUUUUCAAAUUGAAAUAUUGGGUAAAUGCCAGUUUUGCACAAAGUCACACAAAUUUAGUGAUUCACAUGAUUAUGCUCUCUGACAAGACCAUAUCUGAAAGUUGCAGACUUACUAGAGGUUCAAUUUUAGGUUCUAUAACUGAAGUUUGACCUUUGUGAUUACUUAUUAAUUUUGUUGCAAGCAGAGUAUUGUUUUUCAUCCCUUCAACAUCCCUACCCACAAACCCAAAAUAGAAAUUUUCAUUGGCUAAAAUUGAAAACCAUCACUGAAUGGUAUGUUUGUUUUCUGCCAGUUUUAUUUUUUUUUCAAGUUUUAGAUUACUCAGACAAGGAGGAAAACAUUGUGGAAAGGGUCUUGUCUUUUUUUUUUACUGAGGUGCUUAUCCUUUUGUGGAAUCACAAAGGAAUUCCAAACUAUUUUGUGUAUUAUUAACAUGUGGUGCAGGUGGCAAUCAAACCAAAUAACAUUCCCUUAAGACCAACUCUUCUGCUUAUUGGUCCAUUCCAGUGGACUUAGUUUUGAGAAGAUGGGAAACAGUAAAAGACCUAGGAGACCUGGUUCAGAAAAACUCUAUACCCAGGAUUUACAUUGUAGCCACUUUCAAACCUUGACACUGUAGGAGCUACAGUGUGAAAAUUUAAAGGGAGAUUCCUUUGGGAUUUUGGAUUAUUUUGUUUAAUUAAUUGUGCCCACAUGAAUAAACAUUUUCAUCAUGUAAAAAUACUGCUGACACUUAAAAAUUUGGGGUUAGAUCUUGUUUAAGUGAUUUUAAGACCUGGGAUGACCAUGCCAGGUACUUGUCAUAUGCAUCCAAGGACCUAGAAGCUCUUUUCUUAACAGGAUCUUUCUUCCAAGAACUGCUAAGACAUCUAGGACUAAAUGGCAUUUCACAAGAUGCUAAAGCUGACCUACUGGUUGAAAAUAACCCUGUCCUGUUAUUUAAGCGUGAAUGUUUAUUGUACAUUCGGUGAGUUAUAGUGUUAAUAGUCUUGUGCUAUCCAGCAGGUGUAAAAUUAAUAAAUAUUUUCUUUUUUUAAUAAACAAGAUGCUUUUUGUGUUUGUGGAGCAGUAACUGCUUUCAGUUAGAAUCAGUUGCAAUAGAACAGUUGCAAUCCCUUUUUAAAAGGCUAUCUAUCAGAUUUAAGGCAUUUUGAAUCAUUGCUUAAGCACAGACUAAUAAUACCCAUUUGCUAUGGGAUUCCCCUGAAACUCAAAAUAUUGCUUUCUAUUUGAAAGAUUCCCAAACUGCAGACAAAGAUUGUGAAUUUGGGGACUUACAGUGAAAUGGGAAAUUGGGCUUAUGUGCAAUACUUUAAUUAGGUGGGUACAGAUUCUAAUCUAGGUGGGAGAGGUUGAUCUUGUUGAUCUAGGCACCCAUGCCAGAUUAGGUAGCUGUAUAUCUGUAUAAAGAUUUGGGGCCAGUGACUAAUUUGGAUGGAGACACCAUGUUCAACCAAUAUGAAUCCUUAUUUCACUCAAGUCUUCACUCCUAGCAUAACCAUUAUCCUCAAAAAAUAGAAAUAAGUACCACGGUGCCUAUAGCAUUGUAAGAAGUUAAUAAUACUAUGUCACAUUUUAAAAAUAGAUUUAGUUGAUUUUUUUUUGUUACCUAUGUUUCUCCUUGUUUCCUCUCCAGCUCAUGUGUAUAUCACAUUUUAUUGACAGUUUAUAAUGUACUUUCUUCAUAUGCUGUGAGGUGGCUUGUGCAAACAUCAACUACAUUUUACAGAUGGGAAAACUGAGGCUCCAAGAGGCUGCAGCUUUCCUGGGUCCCGCAGCCAGACUUUGAAAUCCAAAAGAUUUGUUUUUCCUGAUCCUAACUAAAUUAAUCUUAGGAAUUGGGGCUAAAUGCAGGAAUUUUGUACAAGCCCCAGACACACCUUGGGAACAUAAAAUUUAAGAAUUUGGGAACAAGGUUGGGUUAGCACUUACACAGCAGCCACUCUUUUGUUCCCCCACCCAAAGCCCUUCUGUAGUUAUGGCUCGGUUAGGAUGGGGUUAAGUGAAAAGGCAAUGAAUGGAUCUAAUCUAUACAAAUAAAAUAUUUACUUCGUAAUAAAUGUUCUUUUGGCUCUGUGUCUCUUUGUCCUUAACU